Messenger RNA from Nerophis lumbriciformis (worm pipefish), 1681 nucleotides. It is a transcript of the gene c2cd4a, whose product is annotated as C2 calcium dependent domain containing 4A. NCBI's taxonomy places the organism in Eukaryota, Metazoa, Chordata, Actinopteri, Syngnathiformes, Syngnathidae. The record is from RefSeq and is a predicted model, not a curated record.
UCCAGGUCAAGUCCAAGUUAGUAAACCACGGCACAUUUCUCUCUGCGAGGAUGCUGAGGCGGCAAAGCCGUCACGUCGAGGGCGGAUCGAGGCGCCGACAAAACAAGAGGUGUUUCCACGGCAACCGGGGGCCGAAGAGCGAGAGAGAGAGCGAGGGAGGGUCAAUCUAGAGGAGUGCAGGGGCCGGAGCUUUCAGCCAGGGCUGUCCGAGAAGACUUGUUGGAUAUCUUAAUAGGACGAGAGAGUUUCCUGAAUUCUGUCAGCACAUCUAUGUGGGUUGUGGAGAAGAUCCGCGUGUCAAUGGAGAACUCCAUUCUGCCAGUCUCAUCAACCGAAUUCAGCUUCAAGAUCGGAGACAUUAUGUUCGGGGACAAAUCGGACAAACCCAAAAGGAUUUCCCUCUUCCCGAAUGUCAUCACCCCUGACAACAUCCCAGAGUUCUGCAUCCCUCCGACCAUCCCGUCCUUGCAGGAGAUAAAGAACACGGACCGAGCUUCCCGUCUGGUGAAACUGAUCGCCUACGAGAAGCCCGAUGUGGAGGUGACACGGCACGAGCCUAGGAAUUCGCACAUCAUACAGGUGGAGAGCGUUGAUGAGGGCUGCAGUGACGAGGAGACCACCAACGCGGACCCCCACAGCCAGGCCGCCUUGUCCCUCCCUCAUAUGGCCAAAGCUCAGACCUGCUACGGGUUUUGCACCUUACUAGAGAGCCCACACACCCGGAGAAAGGAGUCCCUCUUCCAUGCCGACCCAGGCUCCUCUCCCCUGCUGCUUCCUAGGAGUCGAUCCGCGACGUGCUCCAGAGCCAACCCACCCCCACCGUCUUCCCCUUCGUCCUUUAGCCUCAACACUCUGUCCUCCAGGCUUACCUCGAGAGGACACAGCCCCAACUGGCUCGGCACUAUGGACAGUGACACCACAUCCUCCACAGAGUCGUCCCCGUUCAGCUCGCCCCUGCUGACCAGGUGCCCCGCCAAGUCGUCCCUUUUUAAGGCACUGAGCCACGAACUGCUGCUGUCAAGGAACAUGAGGAAGGCCAUGAUGUCCAGGAACAAUUCUCUGUCCACAGAUGAGGGCAGCUCCACAGACAACAGCCCCAACGUGAUGAGGAGGGCGUCCGAGGGCUUAGUCGAGGGCCUCCCCAGCUGCUACAGACUGGCACCACCGACCAUCUUUCCCAUGGACUUGACCCUGCACAGGGAGAGGGUAAUGAAGGAAAGAAUGGUGCCCGUGGGGAAAGACGGCAGCCUGAGACUCUCAUCCGAGUACUGCCCGGACAACCAAAGACUGCGUGUCCGCCUGAUCAGUGCAGAGGGCCUGUACCCUCUCUCCGUAGACCCCAAGAUCAUUAACUGCAGCGUCAGCCUCUCGCUGGUGCCGGGGAAAGUCCAGAAGCAACGCAGCACGGUCAUCCGAAAGAGCCGCAAUCCCAUCUUCAACGAAGAUUUCUUUUUCGACGCUAUCUCGGAGGAAGACCUCAAUGUGCGCUCUCUUCGUUUUAAGGUGGUCAACAAAAUGUCCACCCUGAAACGAGAUUAUCUGCUGGGUAGUUGUGAUCUGCCUCUUUGCACUAUUGUGACAUUGUAAGCCAUUAGUACUUCCAUGCCUUAUUAUUACCGUAUUAUUUAUUUCAAUUCUUUUGUAAUGUGAUAUAACAUUUUAUAAUGAAUAAAUUAUGAGA